Drosophila rhopaloa is the source of this 659-nucleotide messenger RNA. RefSeq names its product lysozyme. The transcript has 2 exons. NCBI's taxonomy places the organism in Eukaryota, Metazoa, Arthropoda, Insecta, Diptera, Drosophilidae. Gene Ontology annotation, molecular function: lysozyme activity. The record is from RefSeq and is a predicted model, not a curated record. Bases 56 to 535 code for a protein of 159 amino acids.
GAACAAUCGCGGUACGCAUCGAAUCGGAAGUGAAUACUGAUCUCGCAGCUGAGCUAUGCACUAUAGACAUAUACUAUUCUGGUUUCUCGGCCUAACAAUUGGCGGGAGAUGGGUGGCAGCUGAGAACCCGAAGCCCAUUACAGAAACAUGCCUGGUGUGUAUGUGUGAGGCCCUGAGUGGGUGCAAUGCCACCGCGGUGUGUGUGAAUGGGGCAUGUGGCAUCUUCAGGCUCACCUGGGAUCAGUGGGUGGAUUCGGGCAGACUGACAAUACCAGGCGAUUCGCCUUUAACGGAUAGCUCUUUUACCAACUGCGCCAAUGAUCCUUACUGUGCAGCUGAUACCUUGCAGAGCUAUAUGGUGAAGUACGGACAGGAUUGCAACGAUGACGAGAAGGAGGACUGCUACGAUUACGGAGCCAUUCAUUACAUGGGUCCUUUCAAUUGCAAGGCGGACAUGCCCUUUACCUACGAGAACAUUUUCAAACGCUGUUUGAAUAACGCCAUUCGGGAUGGAAAGCGGCAGAAAGCCAACUAAGCCCUUUAACUAGUUUUUAGUAACUAACUUAUGAGGAAGAGUCCGGGUAAUUUAUGUGCGAAAAUUGCAUUGCUAAUAUAGGCGUUAUUUUUGAUUAAUAAACAAGUGGCUGGCAGCCAACUUA